Messenger RNA from Ceutorhynchus assimilis (cabbage seed weevil), 508 nucleotides. NCBI's taxonomy places the organism in Eukaryota, Metazoa, Arthropoda, Insecta, Coleoptera, Curculionidae. The record is from the annotation of a GenBank genome assembly.
GAGCACAACUUUGAUAAGUUUUGGGUAUACUAAAUAUAAAAUAUUAUCCAGUAGGUAGUGUGUUGCUUAUUAGCCCAAAAUGAAAUUAAUAUUUUCACUGUUAAUUUUAAAUAUUUUUGUGAUUUCAAUGAAUUGUUGGGUGGGUUAUAGUUUGUACAACCAGGAAGAAUUCAUUCAAAAUAAUAUAACAGAUGAUGUACAUUGUUUCACUACUUCAUCUGGCCUGAACUCUAUGAGUAAUGGAGAAAUUAAACCAUUUAAAAAUGAUUGCGGAUAUGGAACUUGUAAUGAAGAUCGUAGCAUUUCUUUCACUGGAUGUAGUGUAGCAGCUAUUGCACCACCAUGUUACAUUGGACCUGGAGAUUUAUCGAAACCAUUUCCAGAUUGCUGUUAUGAGAUUAUUUGUCCUCAAGACAUAUCCGAAAACAAAUUAUAAUUGUUGUUAUUGUUUUUCUUUUUAGUGAUUAACUUUGUACAACAAAUUCAAAACAAAUAAAAAUAAACUUAA